Messenger RNA from Neurospora hispaniola, 531 nucleotides. RefSeq lists its product as uncharacterized. Lineage: Eukaryota; Fungi; Ascomycota; Sordariomycetes; Sordariales; Sordariaceae. The record is from RefSeq and is a predicted model, not a curated record. The transcript has a single exon. Bases 165 to 494 code for a protein of 109 amino acids.
GGGUGGAUGGAUGCCCUGGUGUCCCUGGACUCCCUAGACUCUGAUGGCCGAUGGUGCAGCUGAGCUGAGUUUAAGGUUCUUUUUACAGGGCAUCUCCGUUGGCAUUCGACGGUGUAGGGGUAUGAGUUGUAAGUCCAGGGAGCGAGAGAGCUUUAGCUGGGUCCAUGUCCGAGUGGAACUCCAUUGCGCUCGAUUACACGAUUGGGAUACACUGCUUUUGGCAUUCACGACCUCUCCAAGGUACCCUCUCCCAUUCAUACGUAAUCGUUCCUAUCUUUAGUGUAAUGUCUUUGUCAUGGUCUGUUCGAGAAGCCCGGGGCGAUCCGAACUCACCGCUGCAUCGGAUCUGCCUCUACGCACCUUGGUGGUUGAACAGGCGAGACUGGCGAGACUGGACCCCUGGGGCUGGGAAUGACCUCAUUGGAGUGGAUCCCGCCCUUAGAUGUCUUGGGACCAGGACCCGCUUCGGUCGUUUUCCAGGGUCCCGGGUGUAGUCAGUACCAUUGCGUCGGAGCGGUGGUGUGAAUUGGG